This is a messenger RNA of Capsicum annuum, 1479 nucleotides long. RefSeq names its product cingulin. The record is from RefSeq and is a predicted model, not a curated record. Lineage: Eukaryota; Viridiplantae; Streptophyta; Magnoliopsida; Solanales; Solanaceae. The transcript has 13 exons. The coding region runs from base 145 to 855 and encodes 236 amino acids.
AAGAAAGAGGGAGCUAAACACUAAUGAGGGAGCAAAUUUUUUUUUAAUAAAAAUACCCCAGCUAAAUGCAGAGGUAAAAUAGAAAGAAAAUCCGAGCCACAUUCCAGAAAGAGUUUUUGAAUGAUAGCACAAUUUGGCGGGUAAAUGGAGCUCCUACAGCUCUCCAAAUUCAAGCUCCAACUCCGUGCCCUAAUCUCCGAAUUUCACCAACUCAAAGAAAACGAACGCAAUGCAUCUCAACACCUCCAGCAUACAAUACAGAAGCAAAAGAAAAUUGAGGAGGAAUUCAAUCAAAAUUUGGCGGAAUUGCGUGCGGAGUUAGGUUUUGUUAAUGAUCUUAAGCAUAAACUUGAAAGAAAGGUAACUAGCUUAGAGAAUGAGAAUAAUUUGCUGGAGAACAAGCAGAAGGAAUUGGAAGGAACUAUACAGGGCUUGCUUGAAUCAAAGGAGGAUUUUGUGAAGGCUUAUGAGGACUCUACUUAUGAAAUGAAGCGAGCUAUUGCAGAUAAAGAUAGAAAAAAUGAUGUUCUAGCUGAAAAGUUAAAAGCUCAUUUGUCAUUAUUUGGUUCAAUAUCAAAGGAGGUUCCCUCCAUCAAUAAAUUUAUGGAUGAUGCUAGACAGGCUCUCAGACGAAAGGAGGAUGUAGUGGCUGGGCUAAGGAGGAAAAUGGAUGAGGUUUCCACUUUUGAGAAACUUUUUAUCGAAAAGAUCAAUAACCUGGAAAGCAAAUUGAUGAACAAUGAAGUGGAACUCACAACGAAAACUAAAAGAAUACAAUAUCUGGAGGCAGAACUUGAGGCAACUAUUCUUAGCAAGGAGUUCCAACCAAGGAUCGCACAGAUAUCCAUUAGCUGAUGGGCACAUUUUGUGGUCUCCUAUGUUUAUUAGGUUUCAACAAUGAUCUUUCACAUUCCCUUCUUGAUGGCAUGCCACCUUAACUAGUUAUACCUUCAGAGAGAUGUAUCUACAAAGGAACUACUUCUACAGAACUUAAUCUCAGAGAACAAGGGAUUGCGUUCUGAAGUAGGAAAUCUAGGCAUUGUCAUGAAAAAGAUACAAGAUGCUGUCAGUGGUAUGAGUGAAGAGGACGCCAGAUAUUGUUCAAUUUACAAGUAAAGAUUCUCAUCUGAAAUCUUCUAUGAUUGAAGAAAGCACAGUGUUACAAGAAUGCAGAAAUUCACUGAUGCAUUGCAAUUUUUCAAAGCAGCCUCACCUUCUGUUCAGGAGGAUUCAAUAAAGAGCCCCUUGAAGAAGGAUGAUAAGAUAAACUGCUAUGUAUCAGAGUCUGUUUGUGCUCCCUCACCAUCAGCUAGCUCAGUGCCUCAGUGCGACGCUGACAAUGCAAGUGCCUUUGCUGCUACAGCAAAGAAUUAGUGAACCAGCCGGAUUCUGAAUGCCCAACGACUCAAGUGGAGAUCUUGUAAAUUUUACCAUCUUUAGGUAAAUUUUGAAAACAAACUCUUAAGUCGGCUCCCGGUA